Coregonus clupeaformis (lake whitefish) is the source of this 6447-nucleotide messenger RNA. RefSeq names its product catenin delta-2. Gene Ontology annotation, molecular function: cadherin binding. Gene Ontology annotation, cellular component: nucleus; plasma membrane; postsynaptic density. The transcript has 23 exons. Gene Ontology annotation, biological process: cell-cell adhesion; cell-cell junction assembly; dendritic spine morphogenesis. The record is from RefSeq and is a predicted model, not a curated record. Lineage: Eukaryota; Metazoa; Chordata; Actinopteri; Salmoniformes; Salmonidae. Bases 234 to 3923 code for a protein of 1229 amino acids.
CUGCCUUCUUUGCUGCACACUGCAGUGAACGGGUCUCCCUACCCUGCCUGUACUUAUAGCGGUCUCCCUUGGCCAUUCAGUGGAUGCUGUCUUUUCCGCCAACACCAACGUCGAGCGUAAUGUUUUCGGACCAUUCUUUAGGAAUGCUUUACAUAUUUUACAUGGUUUGAAUUUUGGGUACCAAUCGAGGGGAGUCGAGAAGAACGCGGUUCCCCUGGAUAUUUUACAGAGUUAUGCCAGUUCCAGACCCAGCCUCUGACUCUGAGAACCCCACAAUGCUGAGCCCAGUUCUAAAUGCCUCUAAUGGAGACGGCUCUGAGACGGAGACCACGUCAGCCAUACUGGCCUCUGUCAAGGAACAGGAGCUGCAAUUUGAGCGACUGACUCGAGAGCUGGAAGCCGAGCGGCAGAUUGUCGCCACCCAACUGGAGCGAUGCAAGUUAGGAUCUGAGACAGGCAGCAUGAGUAGCAUCAGUUCAGCAGAUGAGAAGUUUCGCUGGAAUAACCAAGACGGACAGAAGGACAUUGAGGAGGAACUGACGACUGGCUUGGAGCUGGUGGACUCCUGCAUUAGGUCACUCCAGGAAUCUGGGAUCCUUGACUCCCAGGAAUUCUCCACAGGUGACAGACAAGGCCUGCUAUCCCAGAGUGCACUGCAGCUCAACAAUCAGGAUGGAACACUCCCUUACCCAGCCGGUUACCACAGCAACCAGACACUAGAGGCCCCGCCCCGCAGUGGCCAGGUGGGAGGGGCAGUCCACAGUUACAACCAGGUGACAUCUAGCCGUGCAGCCCAGCUGGCUGCCAGUGUAGACACCUCCCAGUCCCAGUCCAGAGAUAGAGAGUUGUUUGCCCAGAGCCAUGGCAGCGCCUUCCACAUGCCUGACACCCCACCCACUCCUUCCAUGUACUACUCUUGCUCCACCCUGCCCGCCCAACGUGUGAGCUCCCCCCACUCCAUACAAGCUGUGGGCUCGCCCACCAAGCUCCAGCGCCUUGGCUCGGCCUCCGACAUGCCCAGCUACGCCACCCUGCAGCGGGUCUCCUCGCCCAAGCAGUCCCCCAGCCGGCUGGCAAAGUCCUACAGCACCAGCUCCCCCAUAAACAUGGUGGCGGGGUCUGCCGGACUGUCCUCCACGUCUCCACUGCACAUGGCCUCUUCAGGCAACACCUCGGGUUCGUCUCCUCUCCAUCAGUUCAGCUCCACCGUGGGUAACUAUGCCACCCUGUCCCCCAGCAAGCGCAUGCAGCACUCCUCAGAUCAGUACAAGAUCUCCCACGAGCUGUACGCCAACGCCACCCUCGGGAGGCCUGGCAGCCUGGCAGGGUCCAGAGGCUCCUACAGCAGCCAACACAGUCACCUGGGCUCAGAGUUGCGACCUCUCCAGUCUCCUGAGCACCACAUUGACCCCAUCUACGAGGACAGGGUCUACCAGAAGCCCUCUCUCAGGAAUCUCAAUCAAAACCAGGACCCAGUAAACCAGUUUUGUGAAGAAGUCCUGAACUUUCUGCUCUGUCCCUACUUCCCUCCUGCCGUAGCCCCGUCUUCCCCUGGUGUUGACUCCAUCCCCUUGCAGCGUACAGGCAGCCAGAACGCCUCAGGCACUUUGCCCUACCAGAGAAGCAGCUUUGCCACUGGCUCAGCUGCCGAAUACGCCAACCCGUACCGCACCCUCCAGUUCUGCCCAUCCACCGAGUCUCCCUACAGCAAGUCUGGCCCCGUGCUGCCCCCGGAGGCCGCACUGGCCCGCUCACCUUCUGUCGACAGCAUCCAGAAGGAUCCCAGGUACGACCCUGAAUUCCUUGUCUGGAAUCAAAAUCAAGCCGAGCAAAGAAUGACAAAGGAGUUUGGCUGGAGAGACCCAGAGCUGCCUGAGGUGAUCCAGAUGCUGCAGCACCAGUUCCCCUCGGUCCAGUCCAACGCUGCAGCCUACCUCCAACACCUGUGCUUCGGAGACAACAAGAUAAAGUCUGAGAUCCGGAGGCAAGGAGGGAUCCAGCUGCUGGUGGAUCUACUAGAUCACAGAAUGACCGACGUUCACCGCAGCGCCUGUGGAGCUCUGAGGAACCUAGUGUACGGCAAGGCCAACGAUGACAACAAGAUCGCCCUGAAGAACUGUGGGGGGAUCCCAGCCCUGGUCCGCCUGCUGAGGAAGACCACCGACAUGGAGAUCAGGGAGCUGCUCACAGGUGUGCUGUGGAACCUGUCGUCGUGUGAUGCCCUGAAGAUGCCCAUUAUCCAGGACGCCCUGGCUGUGCUGACCAACGCUGUCAUCAUCCCCCACUCGGGCUGGGACACCUCGCCCCAUCAAGAGGACCGCAAACUGCACCUGCACUCUUCCCAGGUGCUCCGCAACGCCACCGGCUGCCUCAGGAACGUGAGCUCUGCGGGGGAGGAGGCUCGCAGGAGGAUGAGGGAGUGCGAGGGCCUUACCGACGCUCUGCUCUACGUGAUCCAGACCGCCUUGGGCAGCAGCGAGAUCGAUAGCAAGACCAUUGAAAACUGUGUAUGCAUUUUGAGGAACCUCUCAUAUCGACUAGCUGCAGAGACAACUCAGGGACAGCAGAUAGGCACGGACGAGCUUGAUGGAUUGCUUUGUGGCGAUGCCAACAGCAAGGAUGCCGAGAGCUCUGGUUGCUGGGGGAAGAAGAAGAAGAAAAAGAAGGCCCAUGAUCAGUGGGAUGGUGUGGGGCCCUUCCCGGACUCGGCUGACCCGCCCAAAGGCAUUCAGAUGCUGUGGCACCCCACCAUCGUCAAACCCUACCUCACCCUACUGUCUGAGUGCUCCAACCCAGACACCCUGGAGGGGGCAGCCGGGGCUCUGCAGAACCUGGCUGCAGGCAGCUGGAAGGUACAGCACAGUACAUGGUCUGUGUAUAUCCGUGCGGCGGUGAGGAAAGAGAAGGGUCUACCCAUCCUGGUGGAACUGCUGAGGAUUGACAACGACAGGGUGGUGUGUGCCGUGGCCACAGCUUUAAGAAACAUGGCCUUAGACGUCAGAAACAAAGAACUCAUCGGCAAGUACGCAAUGAGAGACUUGGUCCACCGUUUGCCCGGGGGCAACAACAACAACAGCAGUGGUGGGACUGCUGCCGGUGCUAUUGGGAAGACCAUGUCGGACGACACCAUCACAGCUAUCUGCUGUGCCCUGCACGAGGUCAUCACUAAGAACAUGGAGAACACCAAGGCUCUGCGUGACGCUGGAGGCAUCGAGAAACUCAUCGGUAUCGCCAGGAGCAAAGGAGAGAAACACACACCCAAAGUGGUGAAAGCAGCCUCUCAAGUCCUCAACAGUAUGUGGCAGUACAGAGACCUUCGCGGUCUCUACAAAAAGGAUGGAUAUUCUCAGUAUCAUUUUGUGGGCUCAUCCUCUACAAUAGAAAGAGAUAGACAAAGACCAUAUUCCUCCUCCCGCACCCCAUCCAUCUCACCCGUACGGACAUCUCCCAAUAAUCGCUCAGCAAGUGCUCCUGCCUCUCCCCGAGAGAUGAUCAGCCUCAAGGAGCGGAAGACAGACUACGAGUCGACGGGCACCAAUGCCAGUUACCAUGGCAACAAGGGUGAGCACACUUCGAGGAAAGACACCAUGGCAGUUGAAAUCUCAAGUGGAACCUCAACAUUGUUCCGAGGUGCCUACGUCUCUCCCAGUGAUGACAUCAAACACAACCAGGUCUCUGCUCAGGGGCCCAACCCAGUCCAGGAGCCCUACCCUCCAUUCCAGAACCCUCCUGGUGUACAGUUUGAGGAGGCGUUCUACGAGGACCAGGUGCACCAGCGCCCUCCCCAGGCCACAGACUUAAACAUGCACCUGGGCCUCAAGUCCACCGGCAACUAUGUGGACUUCUACUCAGCGUCCCGCCCCUAUAGUGAACUCAACUAUGAGACUAGUCACUACCCGGCCUCCCCGGACUCCUGGGUCUAGUGGACUAUAGGGGAAGGACUGGUCGUCAGCAGUGUGCUGUGCUGUGAUGGGGGAGAGGAGCCGAGAGAGAGUGAGACAGACAGGCCAUGCAUGUGCAUGCACACCACAAGACAUUUCUUCAGCGAGUUUAGUUUGUCCUAGAGAGAGAGGUCCCAUGCCCAUGUGUCUUUGAAGAAAGAAAGAAAGAAAGAAAGAAAGAAAGAAAGAAAGAAAGAAAGAAAGAAAGAAAGAAAGAAAGAAAGAAAGAAAGAAAGAAAGAAAGAAAGAAAGAAAGAGAGUCACAGAGUAGAAGGAAUAGAAUGCGAGUCAAAAAGAGAGAAGGAAUGAGGGAAAGAGGAAAUAAGAAAGAAAGGGCAUGAUCUUGUAAAGAAACAACUCACAAAAGGCAAAAGGAAGGUGUUAAAUGAUGGGGUCACCACCAGAAGCUUGGAGCGUUGGAGUGUGAGGAGCGGAAUAUCUUGGAGAUGAUCAGGAGUAUUCUCAAAGGAAGACAACUAUAAAUAUGUGGUAUAGUAAAGAGAUUAGUAUGUGAAGCACAAGAAAAUGAAGUGUCAUUUACACACGCUAGAGAAUAGUUGUCAGUCACAAACUCUUAUUAGGUUUUAACGUACAGCUUCAACCUGUGUUGUGUGUAAGGAGUCUGCCUCUCUGGGCAAAAUAAUUGCUUUUAGACUUUGUAUCUUUUGAUUUGUUAUAAUUCUUUUUUUAUUUCUACUUUUUUAAUUCUUAAUUCUGGUGUAAAGUAUUUGAUGUACAUUACAGAGAUACAUGUGCAUUGUGUAUAUUACACAAUUGCCUGUGUCCCUUUCCUUAGUGUCUCAGCAUAACGUUAAUCUGUCUGUUACUUUCUGGGGAGAUAAUAGAGAGUACAAUGUCUGCACACAAACAAACUGCUACAAGCAAUGAAAUACGUCUUCGCAGUAAAAUGAAGGACGAAUUUCAAAGUUAUUGCUAAUCUGAUUAUGUGAAUUGGUGGACCUAAAGGAGUAAGCGGCUCAACAGCAUCAUUCCACUCGCUUGGUGCUCUUCCACUGCCUAAAACAGUUUACGGAUGGACGGUAGAUAUACUCAAAAUACUUUUUAUUUCCUAAAACGCUGUGCUACAUGAAAACAAGUUUGUUCCUCCACAAGCCUCCUUGUGAACUGUGCUCAUUGUCCGUUUUUUUUUUUAUGUGCCAAACACGGUUAUCUCCAAGCUGAGGGGUAACGUUGAACUUCUGUUGAAGUUUACAUUCAACAGCAAGUUGUUGGUUCUAAUGAUGCCAGUUUGUAAAUGCUUUUUUUAAUGUGUUUCAAUGGAAUAAAGCUAUAUAUACACCGUAACAAGACUGGAACAUUACCAGGGGGUGAAAAUAAUAUAUUUGAGAGCUUAAUUCCCUCCAAAUAUGUACAAGUUAGUUGACUGUGUUGUAGAAUAAUCAAUGUUUGAGAAAGUCCGUUUUUUUCUUCUUCAGAGAUGGGUGGCAAUUAAGUUCAUGGUAGACUAAACUGUUAAUAGAGUAUGAAUAUAUAUUAUAUAAAUAUAAAUAUAUACUUUUUAUGUGGAGAUGUGGAUGUCACUUAAAGCAGCAACAUUAUGGAAAAGACUUGUACAAAAAUACAUGUAGGAUUUUGUUAACCUUAAUUUUCUGGUCUACACACUGAAAUGUUGACUCUGUGUAGUCAUGUUGUUGCUAUGUGAAAUAGGGGAGACCAGGGGCUGAAUAUCCACAAUUUACGGAAGUUGUCACAGACCUCACAACUACAAGAAAAGGUGCUAAAAGUUAUACCUACAGAUCUUUGUAUUUUGGUGUUUACAGAAUGUAUUUUGCCACUUCAUGUCCCUAGCUUUGAAUAUUGAAAUUGUCACAGGUGAAUGUCUUUCAUCACCGACUAUGAAAUUGAUCCCCUUUAUCCUUGUUGGAUUUCCUCAGUAUUUCCUCAAACAGUUAUCAACAACGGAGCUGAUGAUCCAGUGUGUGUGUGUUUAUCUGUCAAUGAAAACAGUGGUCGUUUUCUACAAACCCUGUAACAACCUUUCCCCAGCAUGACACACGGUUCCAUAUUGAGCCCUCCUUUGAUCAAAUGUUACAAUAACGUUAUGUGGCAACAUAGAGAGAAAAAGUAUUACAUUGCCCACUAAUGCAUGAACAAAUCUUAUUUAAGUCAAUGUGAAACAAAAUAGUGGUAGGCUACACACUAAAACUGAAUGGAGGAGAGAAAAUAUAAAUGUUAAAAGUUGAAAAGAAGCUCUGGUCUCCCCUACAUAUCGUUUAGAAGUCUCUAGGUUAUCUUCAAAUGCUUGAACAAUUAAUAAAUGAAAACACCCAAAUUGUUCAACAUAUCCUACAACGUUCCCCCUUCUCAUUAGUUAGCAUCUGAAAACAGACACAGUCCUUGUGAAAAGUAGGCAUACCUGACAAACUGUACUGAACUAUGUCAGUAACCUUUUUGUUGCUAGACAAUGUGUUUUAAAGACUUGUGAAACUUUUUAUUGCCUCAACAGAUUGAAACUGCUACAAAAAUAUAAACUGACCAUCUAAGA